AUGCAGUCAUACAGCCAUCACGAAAACUCGGCCAAUUGGAAUAUGGAAGGAGAGGAAAUCCAUGCUUUCAGACCACAACCGCGUCCUGAAGGGGUGCCGGGUGGGGCUGGGGCUGGGUAGGUUUUUUUUUAACCCUUGCUCACCGAAUUAGGUUAUUACAGUCUGGUGUCACCACUCCAACUACCCACGAAACAGAUGUCAACUUUCCUUACAGCUAUGUAUCCGAGAACUUCUGUCCAACCUUCUGUCCACCUCAAUUCACUGAAGACAACUACAAUGUCACGAAUCCAACUACUUACGGACCGGAAUCCAAUCAAGAUGCCUUUGCCGGUUUAAAUACAACCUCGAUGAAUAUGGGACCUUUGGAGCUCUCUGGGACUAUCGACAAUCAACUCGCUGUUCAACAGCCAUUUUUCCAGUGCGAUUUCAAUCAUGUUCCGACUUUUGACUUGCAACCGACCGCUACUUAUACAAACCUCCAAUUUGACUACAAUGGUGUGCCACCUUUUGCUUUGCAACUCAUUGCUUCCCAAGCAGACCUUUUGGACAUCAUCACCCAGCCAAUCAUCCCCAUUUGUACUCACUGUUACAUGGCCUUCUCUCGUGAUGCAGAUCGUGCCCGUCACGAGCGAUCAGUCCAUAGCCCUGCUACCUUCAUUUGCCCAGUCACUACCUGCCCUAAGCACAGAGGAAGACCAUAUUCUCGCCAGGACAAGUUGACGGAACAUCUUUGGAAGAAGCAUGCUAAUUUGGGUUAUACUAAGAGAACUUAG
Hymenoscyphus albidus is the source of this 773-nucleotide messenger RNA. Lineage: Eukaryota; Fungi; Ascomycota; Leotiomycetes; Helotiales; Helotiaceae. The record is from the annotation of a GenBank genome assembly.